This is a messenger RNA of Haliotis rufescens (red abalone), 2560 nucleotides long. Its product is annotated as BRCA1-associated ATM activator 1-like. Gene Ontology annotation, cellular component: nucleus. Gene Ontology annotation, biological process: cell population proliferation; positive regulation of protein phosphorylation; DNA damage response. NCBI's taxonomy places the organism in Eukaryota, Metazoa, Mollusca, Gastropoda, Lepetellida, Haliotidae. Bases 31 to 2502 code for a protein of 823 amino acids. The transcript is spliced from 10 exons. The record is from RefSeq and is a predicted model, not a curated record.
CCAGUAACAUGAGUAAAGGGAGCUCGGCAAAUGGAUAAUUGCUGCGACGAGCUUGGCACCUGCUUUAAAAACGCAGAAGACGCGACAUCCCAAGAAAACAGAAUGAAUGAUAGUCAAUUCGUAAAAAAAUUGUCAGACGUCUUUGAUUUUUUCUUAGAUAUACAGAAACCAAUAGCUGACGAUACAUGCCUGCAAAGACUCCUGGAUAUCUUAAAGGAAAAAUUUUCAGAUACAGAGUGCAAAAGAGGAAGUCAGUUUAUUAAAAAGGCAUGUGAGAAAAUUGACAAUUUGGAGUCAAGCAUUGUGACAUUUGCUCUCCAGCUCGCAGGACAGGAAGCACAGAAAGAAGGUUUAAUUGUUUCCCGGCAUCUGUACGAAACUAUCAGUAACAAAGGUCUAUGGAAGGACAUAUCUAUUGGAACAUCCUACUUCGAUAGCUUGAGCCAAGUAGCAGGGACCUCAAACGGUUGGACAUGGCUGACAGAAGAGAAAGAUUAUGUAGAACAGGCAGUCCAGUCUUUACAAGAAGACACAAGUCUGUUUCUACACUCCUCAGCUAGGAAACUGAUCACCAUGUUAUUAAAGGCACAGAAUCAGUUAAAAAUGGAUGCAGAGGAAAGAAAACCAGGAUGCCAAGUAGCAAUAUGCCACCUCCUGUCUGAAGACAUUCACAGAGAGUUACGACAGGCAGCAGAUUCACCAGACAGACCAUUGACUUUGUACCUUGAGAACCUCCUGUCUAUUCUGGUCUCCAGUGAAGGUCUAUUACAAGAAAUCUAUGAUGAGGAAGUUGUGCACAAUAUGCUGCGUAUCUGCCUUGGAAGACGAUCAGGAUCUAGUUCUCUUUGUGGAGAGGCACUCAUGAAAUGCCUCUGUUUAUGUCAGCAAAGAGGAAAUGACAGACUUGAUGAUUUCAUGAAGAGGUUUUUAGAUCACAGUAUUGAUGGCUUAAAGCAGGGAAAUGUCUGCAAGUAUCACAAGCUAGCUGUCAAAAUCCACCAAAGUUUCAAGGAGCUGGCUGUGUGUGGUGAGCUGCAGGAGAAAGUGUUGUUGCCCUACAGCAUCAUGCUGGGGGAACCACCCCUGCCUGUGGACAGCAGCCUGCUCCAGGCAUGUAGACAAGCCAUGAUGAACAAGGCAAAGUGUAUACAGCUGCUCCUCCACACCACCGACUGUCUGCCACUGAAGGACGGAGACCUGCAGAUGAUGCUGCAGUUACUGGAGCUGACACAUCUGAGAGUGGAUGUGCCUGUGGCAGAUCAUCUGUCCAAUGACAUCAGACAGAAUGUUGUGGAUAACAAACGUCUGCAGCUCAGUCUACUGGACAAAAUCCACUGCAAUAUUGGAAGCUCUGUUCCUGUUGCCAUAAUAACUAAAGCCCUUGAUGUCAUCAUGGAGAUUGCAAGUGGAACAUUCACUGACAACACGUUACAACAAAACGGCUUCGACUGUGUAUUGUCUCUACUGAGGUUAUUGGCAACUGCACCAAAUGGAAGUGAACACCUGACCAGUUAUUUCCCCUUAGUUGUGCGUCAGCUGGACAGGCAUCUUGUGAGCACUCAGUGGGAGAACAGAGACACUGCUGUUGAAGCCGUUAUCAAACUUGCCAGCCUACACAAUAUUCCUGCUGCUGGGGCUCUUCUGUCAUCCAGCCACAUCUUGGGGUCGGCCUGGCAGUGUGUGUCAGACAGCGACAGCUACGUCCGAGCCAGCGCCAUCAGGCUUAUUGCCACAGUUGUCAUGGCGCCUCAGCUCUGUGAUGCCUUCUUGUCUCAGCUCAAACAAACAGAGGCGGACAUUGUUCACAAGUUAACGGAGAUCAUAAAGACAGACAGUGAAGCCUUCCCCCGCAGGGCUGCUGUUUCAAGCCUACAAGCCAUUCACUCUAGCAGAGGUAUACCUGAACCAGUUGUCAGGGAAAUAUUCUCAUCUAUGGUCCAAGCAAUGGCAGACUUUGACUGGGAAGUGAAGGCAAAUACUCUAGAUUUCUGGCAAUGUGUCUGUGAUCAGAAGAUAAAGAGUCUUCCUUCAGAUGUUCCUGAUUAUGUUGUCAAUCUUUUACCAAGUGGCACAAAGAGAAAGCUUGAUAAUGGCAGCACAUUGACACAUGAUCUCUUUGUGCUGAGUCAGACAGGUUUUUGUGAAGCCAUCAUGUCAGGUACUGAGGACUAUGACAACCAUGUUCAGGAAAAAUCUUACAAAAUACUGAAGAAUCUUAAAGGAAAAAUCAAUGAUGAUGUUGAUGAAAAUAAGCUCAAGAAAUUGAAAGUUGAAAAUGGUGAUGAAACCAAUGGCAGCCAUCCUGUUAAUUCUGAACCAGAAUUAAGUACAGCUAGGCUGACAACUGUUCUUCAACUCUUAAGAGACACUGACAUUGAACUAAAGUUGUCUGUAUUGUCGGGCAGUGCUGAUGAGUACAGCAAAAACCCUCUUGCUCUUCUGGAGGACAUUUUGUCUGAAGACAAGGACAUUGAAGAUGACAAAUUUGUUGACUGUUACUGAAGCAAAAACUGUAAAUAGUUUUGUUAUUUGUAAAUAACAUUUUCUCUAAUUUUAGGAA